AUGAAUCAAGAAAAGGUUGACGACAAGAUUGUGGGUGCUCAAGAGAAUGAAUAUCGAUCUUGUAGCGUAGACGAGAGUGGACGCCGUCUAUCUGUGACUGGACGCCGGGUCUCUAUCGUUGAUGAUGUCUUUGGAGAAAUUGUCGAAGGUGGUCCAAACUAUCGCAAUGUCGGUUGGAUGGCAACUGCCAUUCUCAUGAUGAAGACCCAGAUUGGUCUCGGAGUCCUCUCGAUUCCAGCAGUUUUUGACGUGCUCGGCCUGGUUCCCGGCGUCAUAUGCCUGAUAGUCAUCGCUGUGAUCACAACGUGGUCGGACUACAUGGUCGGUGUGUUCAAGCUUCGACACCGCUCCGUGUACAGUCUCGACGAUGUUGGCCAAUUGUUGUUCGGCCGUAUCGGGCGUGAGAUAUUUGGUGUGGCGUUCGUUCUUUAUUGGAUAUUCGUCGCGGGUGCUGGCAUGCUCGGUAUCUCAAUUGCCCUGAACGCAGUCUCAACCCAUGCUGCAUGUACUGCCGUGUUUGUUGCGGUAGCUGCGAUCAUAGGGUUCUGCCUCUCCAGCAUUCAGACACUUGGCAAGAUAUCGUGGCUCGCCUGGGUAGGAGUGGCGUGCAUCUUGAUCGCAAUUUUCACCGUCACUGUCGCUGUUGGUGUACAGGAUCGCCCCGCCGAUGCACCUACAGCAGGCGUCUUUGUCUCCGAUUACAAGAUCACAAACAAUCCAUCUUUCACAGAGGCAAUCUCUGCUUGUUCCUCUCUGGUGUUCGCAUACGCCGGGACGCCUGCUUUCUUUUCAAUCGUUUCUGAAAUGCGAGAUCCUCGACAAUACACACGAUCUCUCCUCAUCUGUCAGAGUGUUGUCACGGCCACGUACACCACCAUUGGGGUUGUGGUCUAUUAUUAUGCUGGCUCAUACGUGGCCUCACCUGCUCUUGGGACAGCCGGUGUCCUCCUCAAAAAGGUCGCCUACGGUUUUGCUCUUCCAGGGCUUAUUGUGACCACGACCCUUGUCAUUCAUUUGCCGGCGAAGUAUAUUUUUGUGCGAUUGUUGCGCGGUACUCAUCACCUCACAGAGAGUACUGCUAGGCAUUGGAUAACCUGGUUGAGCUGUACAGCUGGGAACGCGAUCACCGCCUACGUGAUCGCAAGUGCCAUUCCCGUCUUCGGUGGCCUUGUGUCCCUUGUUGGUGCUUUGCUCGGGACUCUCAUGUCGUUCCAGCCGAUGGGAUGUAUGUGGCUGUACGACAACUGGAGCAGGUUCAAGGCCGAGCGGACGACCAAAUUGACUAUGAUGGUAUGCUUCAGUUGUUUUGUGGUCGGAUCAGGAACUUUCUUGAUGAUAGGGGGCACUUAUGGGUCGAUUGUUGGCAUCAUUGAUUCGUACAAGGCCUCUGGUGGCUCAGCUGCAUGGUCCUGCGCAGAUAACUCGAACUCGGUGUGA
Molecule: messenger RNA, 1437 nt
Organism: Fonsecaea erecta
Lineage: Eukaryota; Fungi; Ascomycota; Eurotiomycetes; Chaetothyriales; Herpotrichiellaceae
Exons: 4
Coding region: 1-1437 (478 amino acids)
Biological process (GO): amino acid transmembrane transport
Cellular component (GO): vacuolar membrane
Molecular function (GO): amino acid transmembrane transporter activity
Source: RefSeq, a predicted model, not a curated record